Gongylonema pulchrum is the source of this 234-nucleotide messenger RNA. The record is from the annotation of a GenBank genome assembly. NCBI's taxonomy places the organism in Eukaryota, Metazoa, Nematoda, Chromadorea, Rhabditida, Gongylonematidae.
AUGAACGGCGUGCAGAAUGUCAUUGCAAUCACGCGAAAAAGUAAUAUCUGGUGGACAGAACAGACGUCUGUGCCGGAUAAGCGCCGUUCAUUUCCGACUGGAACCGAAUUUUCGGUGCAGCAUCGCCAUGACGCUGCUGACUAUGAGCAACCGAUCAGUACGCGGCAGCUGACACAAUACGAUACAACCGAUCGAGCGCUUGCUAAAACACGAUCGCAUCUUUGUAAGAAUUAG